ACCACAGUCAGCUCGGACCAUGGCGGAAGAGGACGACGCGGGGAUUCGGAUUUUACAGAGCCUGCGGGGGAAAAUAUGUGAAGCUAAAAACCUGGGUCCGGUCUCAGGUCCAAAUCGACAAAGGGAUCUCUGUACCUUUUCCACCAUAAGUCUUGAUCAGGAGGAGGUGUUCCGCACCAAGGUGUUUGACAAAAGUGUCAGCCCAUUCUAUGGAGAGGACUUCUACUUUGAGAUCCCACGUACAUUUCAGUGUUUAUCCUUCUAUGUUUACGCCAAGAGCGUUUUCCAAAGGGACUUACCAGUUGGCAAGGUGUCGAUCCGGAAGGAUGACCUGUGUAAAUACAGUGGAAAGGAGCACUGGUUUAGCCUUCAUCCAGUCGAUCCUAACUCUGAAGUUCAGGGCAAGGUUCACCUGGAGAUGAAACUGAAUGAAGUGAUUACAGAGAAUGGCUCAGUAGGUCAACACUUACUAGUCCGGAUAAUCGAGUGCCAGGGACUGCCUUUGAUCAGUGGGCAGAACUGUGACCCCUAUGCCACCGUGUCACUCGUUGGACCUGCCAGGUCCGACCAAAAGAAAACAAAAGUAAAGAAGAAAACCAGCAACCCUCAGUUUGAAGAGACCUUCUUCUUUGAGGUCACGCGGUCCAGCAGCUACUCUAAAAAGUCUCAUUUCCAAGUGGAGGAGGAGGACAUUGAAAAACUAGAGAUCAAAGUUGAUUUGUGGAACAGUGAGAAUCUGGCUCAGGAUGUGUUUCUGGGGGAGACGCGGGUGCCUGUCAAGAUCCUGAGAAAUGACCAUAUCCACAAGGCCUGGUAUCUCCUCCAACCUAAAGGCAACGGCAGCAAGUCCAAGUCUGAUGACUUAGGAUCGUUGCGUUUGAAGCUGACCUACAUAGAAGACACGGUGCUGCCAUCUGCCUACUACACACCACUCUGCAACCUGCUGCUCAAAUCCCCAGAUGUGAAGCCCAUCUCGGCGUCAGCAGCACACAUCUUGGGGGACAUCUGCAGAGAGCGAUAUGAGGCUGUUCUGCCCAUGGUUCGACUGCUGCUCCACCACAAUCGUUUUGUGCCUUUUGUCUCUGCUGUGGCGGCGCUAGAGCUGGACAACACUCAGGAGGCUAACACUAUAUUCCGUGGCAACUCACUGGCAACGCGCUGCAUUGAUGACAUGAUGAAGAUUGUGGGAAAGAACUACCUGGCUGUUACCCUGAAGCCUGUAAUAGAUGAGAUUUGUGAAUCCAACAAAACAUGUGAGAUUGACCCCAUUAAACUAAAGGAAGGGGACAAUGUGGAGGUCAACAAGGAGAAUCUUCAGGUUUAUGUGCAGAAAGUCUUCUCCUCCAUCACCCAGUCCAGUGCCAGCUGUCCCCCACUAAUGUGUGAUGUCUUCAGGUCACUGAGACACUUGGCCUGCAAACGCUUCCCAGCUGACCCUCAUGUUCAGUACUCAGCUGUCAGCAGCUUUGUGUUCCUGCGGUUCUUUGCUGUCGCCGUUCUUUCUCCACACUCCUUCCAACUGCGUUCCCAUCAUCCUGAUCCUGAGAUUUCCCGCACACUCACACUCAUCUCAAAAACCAUCCAGACACUUGGCAGCUGGGGUAGUUUGUCAAAAAAACUGUCUAGUUUCAAAGAAACCUACAUGUAUGACUUCUUCAAAUCAUUCCAAGAAGAUAAGUGUAUUGAAAAAGUUAAACAGUUUCUUGAUGAGAUAUCUUCUAACGUCUCCAAAGGGUCCAGCGGGUUGGAGGACGCCGUGGUUCUCAAGGAGGGGGAAGUACAGAAACGUGGCCAGGGGAGAAAACGCCUCGGCAAGAAAAACUUUAAGAAGAGAUGGCUGCGAGUGACCAACAGAGAGCUCUCCUACCACAAACAUAAAGGGAAAGAGGCCCUCUGCGUCAUCAAUGUCAAAAAUAUCCAGGCAGUGGAGAAACUGGAUGAAAGUGCCUUUAACCGCAAAAAUAUGUUUCAGGUGAUCCACUCUGAGAAACCACUGUACGUGCAAGCAGGAAACUGUGUAGAAGCCAGCGAGUGGUUGGAGGUCCUGAGCCAGGUCAGUCGCUGUAACGAGGGACGUCUCGCUACUUUCCACCCAUCCAAUUACACCAGCGGAGCCUGGCAGUGCUGCAAAAGCCAGAGUAACAACGCACCAGGCUGUAAGCCCUGCACAACCACCAUGCUGGCCAACCUGCAGCUGGACAUAGACUGCGAUCGGGAAACUGAGAGAAUAUUCUCCCUCCUCUCUUCAAACGACACCAAGCUCCAGAACAUGGAGGAUGCAUGUGCCAGUAUGGCAGUGUACCAGGGCCCUCAGCGAGAGCAGGAGGAGUACUCCAAGUUCACCAUUCAGGAACCCAAAGAGACCUUUCAGACACUCAAACAGCUCCGAAACAUCAUGGAGGAGCUUCAGAGGCAGCACAACAUCAGGAGCGACACCACAGCGCAGUACGGCAGCCUGGACAACCCCAUCGUGGGGAAAACCUCCUAACCAGGGCAAGCAGGUGUGGCCUGAGACAGCCAUGCCAGCAGGUGGCAGUACACCACAAAGAGCACCACAGUGACACACCGAUGGGCGUCCCGAAGGAGCCCCGGAAGUUGUUCCAGCAAAGGACGCCCACCGUGUGUCCAGGAGAAGUACGAGCGAUACACCCUGACCUCCAGACAUCAUGAGUCCACUACAGCAGUGACAGCCUAAGAACAGGAAGUCCAACGAACUCGGUCCUCGAAACGAGCGACCCCUUAGGCGUUGUCGCCACCUCCUCCCCUCCUCUGCCUUUAGGUACCUUCUAAAGAGACUCUUUCCUUGUCUUAAUUCAUGUCCUCUUUUACAGCUGUGUGAAAAAGGCAUCAUUAGAUGGUGUGUGAAUAGGCUGCUAAUUUUUUUUAUUCACCCAGUUUUAUAUCGACAGCUGUGAUGAUGCUCUCACAAUCUUUUUUUUUUUUUAAGGAUUUGCUCUGACAUCUGUCCUAAGAGUUGAAUGAUAAUCAUCAUCUUUCUGGAGGACUGUCCUCCAUUUGUGCCCGUGUACACUAUAUACACUCUUUCUCUACUCUCGUAGUGUCCUUCCUCUUCUGAACAAAUGUAUAUAUUUUCAGAGUUAAGUAGAAAAAAAAACCGACCUGCCUUACUUUGAUGGAUGUGUCUUUCACAUUAAAUGCUGAGGGAAUAAUGCAGAAGCACUUUAAAUAUUUGGAGCACUCCAAAUGAGAGAAAUGAUUAGAUACUUGGUAUCAGCUUCCCCAUUUUUGAUCAGUUACAUGAUCUCCAGUACGUUUAUGUUUCAUUCCUGUACAAUAACAUUUAUAUAGCCUGUAGAUUUUAAGAUAUUUUUCUUGACCAAAGACAAUUUCAUAGGUUUGACUUGAAAAAAAGAAUUAAUGUAUUUUGAAUACAAAUCUUUUAAAAAUG
Thunnus maccoyii (southern bluefin tuna) is the source of this 3409-nucleotide messenger RNA. It is a transcript of the gene rasa2, whose product is annotated as RAS p21 protein activator 2. NCBI's taxonomy places the organism in Eukaryota, Metazoa, Chordata, Actinopteri, Scombriformes, Scombridae. The transcript has 24 exons. The coding region runs from base 20 to 2488 and encodes 822 amino acids. Gene Ontology annotation, biological process: intracellular signal transduction; regulation of GTPase activity. The record is from RefSeq and is a predicted model, not a curated record.